This is a messenger RNA of Eurypyga helias (sunbittern), 474 nucleotides long. It is a transcript of the gene ARL14EPL, whose product is annotated as ADP-ribosylation factor-like 14 effector protein-like. The record is from RefSeq and is a predicted model, not a curated record. The transcript is spliced from 3 exons. Bases 1 to 474 code for a protein of 157 amino acids. Lineage: Eukaryota; Metazoa; Chordata; Aves; Eurypygiformes; Eurypygidae.
AUGAGUGAUCGUGUGGAAGAAAAAUGCAAGAAAAGCGAUUCUGCCCAGAAACCAUCUGCAGAAGGAAAAUUUUCUCCUCCUAAUGACUGCUCAGGAAAAAGGAAAAACUUGAAACAAGUUGAGAAACAAUUAAAAAGCUUAGCCUUUCAAAAUCCAGGACCUCAGGUAGCUGACUUCAACCCUGAAACUAGAGAGCGGAAAAAGAAAGCAUGCAUGUCACAGAUGAAACAAGAUUUGUUUUAUAAGCCCAAAACUGCAAGGAAGUACGACAAACAUGGCAGGCUGCUCUGUAAUAACUUCGACUUGUGUGAUUGCCUGGAGAAGAACUGUCUGGGCUGCUUCUAUCCUUGCCCCAAAUGCAAUUCAAACAAAUGCGGACCAGAGUGUCGCUGCAACAGGACGUGGGUUUACGACAAAAUUGAGACUGAAUUUGGGCACGUGAUCAGCGUGCUGCCAUUUUCUGUCCCUGACUGA